Propithecus coquereli (Coquerel's sifaka) is the source of this 1963-nucleotide messenger RNA. It is a transcript of the gene SLC52A1, whose product is annotated as solute carrier family 52 (riboflavin transporter), member 1. The transcript has 5 exons. The record is from RefSeq and is a predicted model, not a curated record. NCBI's taxonomy places the organism in Eukaryota, Metazoa, Chordata, Mammalia, Primates, Indriidae. Gene Ontology annotation, biological process: riboflavin transport. Gene Ontology annotation, cellular component: plasma membrane. Bases 410 to 1747 code for a protein of 445 amino acids. Gene Ontology annotation, molecular function: riboflavin transmembrane transporter activity.
CCUUCCGGGCAGAGCGCGGCCCGGCCACUCCCUCCUCAAGCCCGACGUGGCUCCUGCAUCCAGGACCCCCAGGGGCGUGAGUGGCGCCCGAGAGACGCCCUUGUCCCGGGGUCCGUGCGCGGUGGCGGUGCCGAGUUGUUUCGACAGCUCGGACCGCUGGUCCUCCGUGGUAGGAAGAUCAGCUCCCUCCGUCGUCGGGCCCUCCCGCGGCCGCGGCGCCUAGUGCCGGCUUCCUGCUUCUCUGCUCGCGGGCGUUGCUGCGCCGCGCUCCCGGCACGGGCCAGCCGGUGCCUCUCGCUCCCUACCAGACGUCUUCAGUUUCCAGAAGAGCAAAACCGUCUGUGGACCUAGGUGGGAAAAGAGCUGGCUGUGACCUUGGCGCGUCCUGGAGGGCCCAGCCUUGGGCUGAAUGGCAGCACCCACGCUGGGCCGUCUGGCACUGACCCACCUGCUGGUGGCUCUCUUCGGCAUGGGCUCGUGGGCUGCCGUCAAUGGGAUCUGGGUGGAGCUGCCUGUGGUGGUAAAAGACCUUCCAGAGGGUUGGAGCCUCCCCUCAUACCUCUCUGUGUGUGUGGCGCUGGGGAACCUGGGUCUGCUGGUGGUGACCCUGUGGAGGCGGCUGGCGCCGGGCAAGGGCGAGCAGGUCCCCAUCCAGGUGGUACAGGCACUGAGCGUGGUGGGCACAGCCCUGCUGGCCCUUCUGUGGCAUCAUGUGGCACCAGUGGCAGGGCAGCUCCACUCUGUGGCCUUCCUAACACUGGCCUUGGUGCUGGCACUGGCCUGCUGCACCUCUAAUGUCACUUUCCUGCCCUUCCUGAGCCACCUGCCACCUCCUUUCUUAAGGUCUUUCUUCUUGGGUCAGGGGCUCAGCACCCUGCUGCUCUGUGUGCUGGCCCUAGUGCAGGGUGUGGGCCGCAUCAAGUGCCCGCCAGCCCCCACCAACACCACCUCUGAUCCUCCGCUUCACAUCCCUGAGCGUUUUCCUGCCAGCACCUUCUUCUGGUCACUGACCGCCCUUCUGGUCACUUCAGCUGCUGCCUUCCAUGGUCUCCUGUUGCUGUUGCCAUCACUACCAUCUGUACCUACAGGGGACCCAGGGCCUGAACUGCAAAUGGAAACCCCAGGAACAGAGGAGGAGGAGGAAGAGGCCUUGCCAUUGCGGGAGCCACCGAGCCAGGCAGCAGGCACCAACCGUGGCCCAGACCCUGAGACCCGCUGGUGGCUCUCGGCCCAGGGUGCCUGCCUGCUGGGCCUGCUGGCCAUCACCAGUGCACUGACCCAUGGUGUGCUGCCUGCAGUGCAGAGCUUUUCCUGCUUACCCUAUGGGCGCCUGGCCUACCACCUGGCUGUGGUGCUGGGCAGUGCCGCCAACUCCCUUGCCUGCUUCUUGGCCAUGGGCGUGCUGUGCAGAUCCCUGGCAGGGCUGGGUGGUCUUGCUCUGCUGGCCGGACUCUUUGGGGCAUACCUGGUGGUGCUGGCAAUCCUGAGCCCCUGUCCACCCCUGGUGGGCACCUCUGCAGGGGUGGUCCUUGUGGUGCUGUCGUGGAUGCUGUGUCUGGGCAUGUUCUCAUACGUGAAGGUGGCCACCAGCUCCCUGCUGCAUGGCAGGGGCCGGCCUGCAUUGCUGGCAGCUGGCGUGGCCAUCCAGGUGGGCUCCAUGCUCGGCGCUGGCGCCAUGUUCCUUCCCACCAGCAUCUACCAUGUGUUCCGCAGUGGAAAGGAUUGUGUGGACCCCUGUAAACCCUGAGCCUGGGUAGAUGGGGCCCUCACUCCACCCCAUCUGUCUUCACCUUGAGGCUGCCACAGUGCCCUAGUGCCUGCAGCCCAAGCAGGCCUCCCCACACAUGGGUAUGCUCAUGGACACUUCAGGCCAGGGUGAAAACCAAAGAGCAGGCUUGGAGCCAGGGAUAGGUUGGGGCCAUGGGCUUGGGCCCUGGGCCUGAGAUUGUAUGGGAUUUGUACA